CAUCUUUCAGGAAAUGAACGUGAAGAAAUAAGAAAAGCAGGAACUCCGUGCACUUGAAGGCGGACGAACGAGCUGCCGAAGAGGGAAGUUUGGCUUGAAUGUUACGGACGCCGCCGCACGUACAAGAAGAUGCUUAUUAAGGAAUUCCGAGUUGUUCUUCCCAUUUCUGUGGAGGAGUACCAGGUGGCUCAACUCUACUCGGUAGCUGAGGCCAGUAAGAAUGAAACAGGAGGAGGAGAAGGAGUGGAGGUACUGAAGAAUGAGCCAUAUGAGAAGGAGGAUGGGGAGAAGGGGCAGUACACACACAAGAUCUAUCAUUUGCAAACUAAAGUACCGGGAUUUGUGCGGCUGCUUGCACCAGCAACUGCUCUGAAAGUCCAUGAGAAGGCCUGGAAUGCUUACCCAUACUGUCGCACAAUAAUCACAAAUGAGUACAUGGAGGAUAACUUUAUGGUCAUGAUUGAGACAUGGCACAAGCCUGACUUUGGUGACCAAGAAAAUGUACAUAAGCUUGAUCCACAAGUCUGGAAGAAGACUGAGGUCGUUUACAUUGAUAUUGCUGACCGGAGUCAGGUAGAAGACAAGGAUUACAAACCUGAGGAAGAUCCAGCCACAUUCAAGUCAACGAAGACCAGAAGAGGACCUUUAGGACCUCAGUGGCGAAAAGAACUUCCUCAAAAGACUGACUGUCCUCACAUGUGUGCCUAUAAACUCGUCACUGUCAAAUUUAAGUUGUUUGGUUUCCAAAACAAAGUGGAAGGCUUCAUUCACAAGCAAGAGAAGCGCUUGUUUACCAACUUCCACAGGCAGCUCUUCUGCUGGAUAGACAAGUGGAUUAACUUGACAAUGGACGACAUUCGACGGAUGGAAGAAGAGACACAAAAGGAACUUGAUAAGAUGCGAGAAAAAGACCCAGUUAAAGGGAUGUCUGCCUCAGAUGACUAAAGGCCCUGCAGCUGGGACUCUGUGUUUGCCAGUGAGCAGCAGUAUUGUUCUUGUCCCAGGCGGUGCUCAAGAGGAUCCUUAUCUUUCCUCUUGAUUCACUUCAUUAUGGUGCCUCCCUCAAGUCCUUCUUCCAACACCAUGGAGAUCCUACACACCACAAAUCCCUCCAAGAGCUGAUUCUUACACUAAACAAUAAUGUAUAAUUAUGAUGCAGAUUAUUCAUGUUCAUUUUUAGGGUUUUUUGCUUUUAUUUUAAAUACAUAUUUUGUCACCACAGACAUUAACCUCCCACAUUUUUAUUGAGCUGGCUGACUUUUUCUUUCUCCCCCCC
Clarias gariepinus (North African catfish) is the source of this 1276-nucleotide messenger RNA. It is a transcript of the gene pitpnaa, whose product is annotated as phosphatidylinositol transfer protein, alpha a. The transcript is spliced from 12 exons. Bases 130 to 945 code for a protein of 271 amino acids. Gene Ontology annotation, biological process: phospholipid transport. Gene Ontology annotation, molecular function: phosphatidylcholine intramembrane carrier activity; phosphatidylinositol transfer activity; phosphatidylinositol binding. The record is from RefSeq and is a predicted model, not a curated record. Gene Ontology annotation, cellular component: cytoplasm. Lineage: Eukaryota; Metazoa; Chordata; Actinopteri; Siluriformes; Clariidae.